Messenger RNA from Papaver somniferum (opium poppy), 594 nucleotides. RefSeq names its product proline-rich receptor-like protein kinase PERK8. Lineage: Eukaryota; Viridiplantae; Streptophyta; Magnoliopsida; Ranunculales; Papaveraceae. The transcript has a single exon. The record is from RefSeq and is a predicted model, not a curated record. Bases 1 to 594 code for a protein of 197 amino acids.
AUGGAUGAUCGUCAGCGGGAUCCCUAUCAAACUCCGCCACCGAGCCCUUAUAGGUCUCCCCCACAUAGAAUUCUUGAUAUAUCUCCGCCGAAGGGUGCUUCGUCUAGGCCUUCGCAGUUAGACCCUCGUGCUCAGAGGACCUCAUCUACUGCUGGUCCAAGAGCUUCAUCUGUCAAGAAAGAGGAUCAGACGAAGGGUCCUCAGGGUUCUAGGUAUGCCAUUAAUCGCCCUGCUGCUUCUCAACGUGUUGUGCCAGAAAAUAUGCAGACCCCUUCGCCUCAUCGUAUUGAGCCGCUGAAUGCCCAGCCUCUUCGUUUUAUUGAUCCACUUACGAUGCCCCUACAGAAACCUACAGCUCCACCUUCUACCGUUCCUGUGAGAGGAAAAUCUACUAAGGGUCCCGCAUCGAAGGCUGAUUUAUCAAAGAAUCAUCCUACCAAAAGGAAAGCUUCAGAUAUGAGUCCCCCUAAGAUACCUUCGUCGGAUCCUACUGACGAUUCGGACACUGCCCUACUUAUACGAAGCGUCACAGUUGGUAAAAAGAAGGUUACUUUCAAGCACGUAGACCAUGCAGCGUUCAAGGCGAAACAUUAA